Molecule: messenger RNA, 926 nt
Organism: Cetraspora pellucida
Lineage: Eukaryota; Fungi; Glomeromycota; Glomeromycetes; Diversisporales; Gigasporaceae
Source: the annotation of a GenBank genome assembly
GCACGUCCUCCGGUGUUCCUAUGAUUGCGUGCUUGAUAGACCCGGAAAAAAAAUGUAAAACAUGUAUGUCAACAUGCACUCCUGAAGGUGAAGUAAACAUAAGGCGAAACACUUGCCUAUUAAUCAGAGUGAAUCAUGAAGAUGGAAGAGCAAUUUCAUUAUAUGCAUGUUCCACGAAUAACAGAAAUAUCGUUAUAGAUUGUGGAAAGACAUUUUAUGUUUCAGCAUUGAAAUGGUGGCCUUAUUAUGAAUUGCGUCAAAUUGAUGCACUCAUAUUAACCCAUCCGCAUGCUGACGCAAUAAACGGGUUAGAUGACUUACGAGCUUGGACGUUGCAUAAAAUAAUACAAGAUCAUGUCCCGAUUUAUCUGACAGCUAAUACCUUAGAUGCAGUCAAGGCAUGCUUUCCAUAUCUGGUGGACACAAGUCAAGCUACCGGUGGUGGAGAUCUACCAACGUUUCAAUGGAAUAUUAUAGAUUCAAAGUGUCCAUUUACUAUUGAAGGGUUAGAGUUCAUUCCAUUACCAGUUCAACAUGGUGUCCAUUUCGCAACAAAUGAGCCUUAUACCUACAUCGGUUUCCGCUUUGAUAAUAUAUGUUACAUCUCUGAUUGCAACUUUAUACCAGAAGACACACGCGUAAAAAUGCAUGGGAGUGAAGUCGUAAUUUUGGAUGCUUUGGAUCAUAAGGAACACCCAUCCCAUUUUUCAACACAACAAGCUAUUGAUACAUCAAAGAAUCUAGUUCCAGUACCAAAAAGGACUUAUCUUACGGGGUUUUCCCAUGCAGUAGAACAUCACAGUUUGAUGAAAGAGAUGAAGUUGUUAGAAGAAGAGGAACCUGGAUUGUGGGUCAGGCCUGCACAUGACGGAUUAAAAGUGUGUAUUGAGGACAUAGUUCUGUCAAAUGGAGUUGACAAACAUUAA